UAGAAAUAUCAAAGUGAAAACCAUGGCGCGCCCGGUCAUGCUAGUCGCCCUGAUCGUCGUAUUCCUAACAUUGAUCUCCUCGUCGACGACGGAGUUCGUCUUCGAAGAUGUCUUCAAUGAUCCGGAACGCGACACCUUUCUCCACGGAACCUUCCCCGAGGGAUUUAUCUGGGGUGCCGCUACGGCAGCCUAUCAGAUCGAAGGAGCUUGGGAUGAGGAUGGAAAGGGACCAAAUAUCUGGGACGCUUUCACUCACAUCCCUGGAAAGACAUAUGACAACCAGAAUGGCGACGUCGCCUGCGACAGCUAUCAUAAUGUUGAACGCGACGUCGAAAUGGUCAAGGAGCUCGGUCUGACGCACUAUCGAUUCUCUCUCUCCUGGUCAAGAAUAUUCCCGACUGGGUUUACCCAUCAGGUGAAUCCCGCAGGGGUGCAGUACUACCACCGUCUGAUUGAUGCCCUCCUAGAAGCUGGUAUCCAACCCGCUGUUACCCUCUAUCACUUCGAUCUUCCUCAGAUGUUAGAAGAACUUGGUGGAUGGGAAAAUGAGAUGAUGGUCCUCUACUUUCAGGCUUAUGCCGAUUUUUGUUUCAAUGAGUUCGGCGAUAAGGUGAAGAUUUGGUUUACAAUCAACGAGCCCAAAGUGAUCGCUAUCCAGGGGUACGAGGCAGGCAUAUUCGCACCGGGAAAGACGCGCCCGGGCUACGGAACCUAUCGCGUCGUACAUACCAUGCUGAAGGCGCACGCGCGUGCGUGGCACACGUACGAUCAGAAGUACCGCGCAACACAGGGCGGGAAAAUUUCCAUCGUCUUUAACUCGUUCUGGUCAGAGCCGGCUGACCCAGAGAAUCAGGCCGAUGUUGAGGCGGCGGAGAGGAUGAGGCUGUUUGAACUCGGCUCCAUGGCGAAUCCCAUAUUUGGAAACGGAGACUAUCCGGAGCUUGUCAAGGCUGUGGUAGGGAAUAUGAGUCGUGCUCAAGGUCUUACCGUGACCCGUAUGCCUUCAUUCACUCCUGAGGAACAGCAGCUCAUCAAGGGUACAGCCGACUUCUUUGGUCUCAACCACUACUCAACAAGAUUUGUUGCCUACAAGAAACCUGAAUUCAACCCCGUACCCACCGUAUACGAUGAUUUCCAGGCGGAGUUCAGUUCCGAUCCGGUCUGGCCACAAGCUGCAUCUGAAUGGCUAAAGGUUGUUCCAUGGGGUUUCCGUCGUCUUCUAAAUUGGAUCAAGACUAACUAUGGUGACGUACCCAUCUACGUCACAGAGAACGGUGUAUCUGAACCAGACGGGCCCCUGAACCUGGAUGAUGAAUUGAGAACCAAGUACUACCGAUCGUAUAUCAAUGAAGCUCUCAAAGCCUCCAAAAUUGAUGGUGUCAACCUGCAGGGGUACUUUGCUUGGACUUUGCUCGACAACUUUGAAUGGGCUUCGGGAGUCAGCGAACGCUUCGGUUUGUACCACGUAGAUUUCAACGAUCCUGCGCGUACUCGACGCGCCAAGAAUUCGGCUCUCACCUACACCCAGAUCAUCAAGGAUAAUGGAUUUCCAUCUGACGAAGAGGCCAAAGUAGAAUUGUAAAAUGUAACAGAAUUAUAUAUUUACUUAUAGUAUACUUGAGUAAAAUAGCUGGUAAAAUAGAUGCAAAUAUUUAGUCAUGUGUUCGGACAGGUUCGUUAUACCGACAGGCGGUUAUAUUUCGGACGGUAAUUUGAAGAAGAUUGCAAGCAAUAUUUUAAGAAUUAUUGAUGACAGCGUUAUAAAGGACACAUAUUCAUGGGUCAUGGUGGUUAGUGCUAUUUAGUGCUUUUUCUUUAGAUCCAAAGGUAAAAGAAUAGUUUUAUUUUUUGGUGAAGUGCCCGAACACAUACAAAAGGGAAGAGGUGAAUGUGCACAUAAAACUACAACCUACCCCAAUCCAUCUGACAUUAUCAUUCUCUGACAUCUUAUCAAACUUUUCGGAUCUUCCCCUUCCUCAGAGCAUUAAAUCUAUGCCCCCCUCAAUGGCUGGACGCGCGCUAUAUAAUUAUGUUCCUGCUUUGUAUAUGAUCAGCGGUGACCGACUGUUAAGGUUUGUUUAGAUAUGACGGGGCAACUGCGGCUUUCUUCUUUUUUCUUCGGAUGUAAACUGCAAUACCCUUCCCAUUUCUGAAUGUACUUAUAGUACAAAACUUAGCCGUGGUUGCGCGCAGUUGCCUUACAAAAUAUAUAACCGCGGAGGUUUUUACACCGACAUAUCUGAACAAGCCUUCAUUAUGAUUUAUUUUUCUCACAUUUUUUGAACUUCAAACGAUACAAAUAAAGCAUGGGCAAUAUUCAUUUAAUUGUUUAAUGUUUAUACCUAUCUCAUUGAUUUACAUGAUAAUAUCAGACAUAUCGUUUAUCGCCCGACCGUAUAUGUCGUGUGCAAACGAGACCUCUCUCCUAUGUUCUCGAUGCAUGCUCGGAAUCAGGGGAAAACAUUCCGUUCCUCGGACAAAAACGUAAAAGAUAAAGUUAAGUUUUGGUCAUGCCAUUUCAUUG
This is a messenger RNA of Strongylocentrotus purpuratus (purple sea urchin), 2524 nucleotides long. RefSeq names its product cytosolic beta-glucosidase. The record is from RefSeq and is a predicted model, not a curated record. NCBI's taxonomy places the organism in Eukaryota, Metazoa, Echinodermata, Echinoidea, Camarodonta, Strongylocentrotidae. The coding region runs from base 23 to 1582 and encodes 519 amino acids. The transcript is spliced from 8 exons. Gene Ontology annotation, biological process: carbohydrate metabolic process. Gene Ontology annotation, molecular function: hydrolase activity, hydrolyzing O-glycosyl compounds.